Molecule: messenger RNA, 6584 nt
Organism: Hipposideros armiger (great roundleaf bat)
Lineage: Eukaryota; Metazoa; Chordata; Mammalia; Chiroptera; Hipposideridae
Gene: FER
Product: FER tyrosine kinase
Exons: 19
Coding region: 119-2587 (822 amino acids)
Biological process (GO): peptidyl-tyrosine phosphorylation
Molecular function (GO): ATP binding; non-membrane spanning protein tyrosine kinase activity
Source: RefSeq, a predicted model, not a curated record
GACGCGGGGUGGUGACUGGCUCCCGUGUCUGAGGGGCUCCUGCUUGUCAGGUUCUAGAUAUGUGCUGACUAGAAGGCUUACUUGCGCAGUGUGGAGGAUAAGACAGUGCCUUACAAAAAUGGGGUUUGGGAGUGACCUGAAGAAUUCACAUGAAGCUGUGUUAAAAUUGCAAGACUGGGAAUUACGGUUACUGGAAACAGUGAAGAAAUUUAUGGCCCUAAGGAUAAAAAGUGACAAAGAAUAUGCAUCUACUUUACAGAACCUUUGUAAUCAAGUUGAUAAGGAAAGUACUGUCCAAAUGAAUUAUGUCAGCAAUGUAUCCAAGUCAUGGUUACUUAUGAUUCAGCAGACGGAACAACUUAGUAGAAUAAUGAAGACACAUGCAGAGGACCUAAAUUCUGGACCCUUACACAGGGUCACCAUGAUGAUCAAAGACAAGCAGCAGGUGAAGAAAAGUUACAUAGGUGUUCAUCAGCAGAUAGAGGCCGAGAUGAUCAAGGUUACAAAGACAGAAUUAGAGAAAUUAAAAUCCAGCUAUAGACAAUUAAUAAAAGAAAUGAAUUCUGCCAAAGAGAAAUAUAAAGAAGCUUUAGCUAAAGGGAAAGAAACUGAAAAGGCCAAGGAACGUUACGACAAAGCCACAAUGAAACUUCAUACGUUGCACAAUCAGUAUGUAUUGGCAUUAAAAGGGGCCCAGCUUCAUCAGAAUCAGUAUUAUGAUACCACACUUCCUCUGCUCCUGGACUCCUUACAAAAGAUGCAAGAAGAAAUGAUAAAAGCACUAAAAGGUAUAUUUGAUGAAUACAGCCAGAUAACUAGUCUUGUUACAGAAGAAAUUGUGAAUGUGCAUAAAGAGAUUCAAAUGUCGGUGGAGCAGAUAGACCCUAGCACAGAAUACAAUAAUUUCAUAGAUGUUCACAGAACAUCAGCUGCUAAAGAGCAAGAAAUUGAGUUUGAUACUUCCUUACUAGAAGACAAUGAAAAUCUUCAGGCAAAUGAGAUUAUGUGGAAUAACUUAACAGCAGAAAGCUUACAAUCAAUGUUGAAAACUUUAGCAGACGAACUUACACAAACACAGCAGAUGCUUUUAAAAAAGGAGGAGGCUGUCCUGGAGCUAGAGAAGAGAAUUGAGGAAUCUUCUAAGACCUAUGAAAAGAAAUCUGAUAUUGUGCUUCUGAUAAGCCAAAAACAGACACUUGAAGAGCUGAAACAGUCAGUGCAGCAACUGAGGUGCACUGAGGCAAAGUUUACAGCACAGAAAGAAUUGCUAGAGCAAAAAGUGCAAGAAAAUGAUGGAAAAGAGCCACCUCCAGUAAUAAAUUAUGAAGAAGAUGCACGAUCAGUUACAUCUAUGGAAAGAAAGGAGAGGCUAUCCAAAUUUGACUCUAUUCGUCAUUCAAUUGCUGGAAUAAUUAGGUCUCCAAAAUCUGCAUUGGGCUCUUCAACAUUUUGUGAUACAAUCCCCACAAGUGAGAAGCCCCUGGCAGAGCAGGACUGGUACCAUGGUGCAAUUCCCAGAAUAGAAGCUCAAGAUCUGUUAAAACAACAAGGAGACUUCUUGGUGCGAGAAAGUCAUGGGAAACCUGGUGAAUAUGUCCUUUCUGUAUAUUCUGAUGGACAAAGGAGACACUUUAUCAUACAAUUUGUUGAUAAUAUGUAUCGAUUUGAAGGCACUGGGUUUUCAAACAUCCCUCAGCUCAUAGAUCAUCACUAUACCACGAAACAGGUCAUCACUAAGAAGUCAGGUGUGGUGCUGCUGAAUCCCAUUCCUAAGGAUAAAAAAUGGGUUCUCAAUCAUGAAGAUGUCACAUUGGGAGAAUUACUGGGCAAGGGAAAUUUUGGUGAAGUAUAUAAGGGCAUAUUAAAGGAUAAAACUGCUGUUGCUGUUAAAACAUGUAAAGAAGAUCUUCCUCAGGAACUGAAAAUAAAAUUUUUACAAGAAGCCAAAAUUCUCAAGCAAUAUGAUCAUCCCAAUAUUGUCAAACUUAUAGGAGUUUGCACACAAAGACAGCCUAUCUACAUCAUUAUGGAAUUGAUUCCAGGAGGUGAUUUUCUCUCCUUCCUGAGAAAGAAGAAGGAUGAAAUAAAACUGAAACAAUUAGUGAAAUUUUCAUUAGAUGCUGCUUCUGGUAUGUCGUAUCUUGAGAGCAAAAAUUGUAUACACAGGGAUCUUGCUGCAAGAAACUGCCUGGUAGGUGAAAAUAAUGUUCUGAAAAUCAGUGACUUUGGAAUGUCGCGUCAAGAGGAUGGUGGAGUAUAUUCAUCUUCUGGCUUAAAACAGAUUCCCAUUAAAUGGACAGCACCAGAAGCUCUGAAUUAUGGGAGAUACAGUUCGGAGAGUGACGUGUGGAGCUUCGGCAUCCUUCUCUGGGAGACCUUCAGCUUAGGGGUCUGCCCGUACCCUGGAAUGACAAAUCAGCAGGCACGUGAGCAAGUGGAAAGAGGAUACCGAAUGUCAGCCCCUCAGCACUGUCCAGAGGAUAUCUUUAAAAUUAUGAUGAAGUGUUGGGAUUACAAGCCUGAAAACCGCCCCAAGUUCAGUGAACUUCAGAAAGAGCUCACUGCCAUCAAGAAGAAAAUCACAUAGUGAUGAAACAGUGCCCAACAACCGUCAGGACUCAGUCCUCCAGCAAAGUCACAUCGUUCUUCUCAUUAACACCGAGUGUAUACUACAGUACCUGCAACAGUCUGCUAAGGUUAUCUUUUCUAUUAACUAUGGUUUUGUUUUUUUUUUCAAAUAUGUGCCACUUAAAAACAAAAAACAAAGGCCAAGGUAAAUGCAUUCAACAAACAGCCCUGCCCUGGGCUUUCUGAGCUUACCGCAGCAACCCUGCCCUCUCAGGCCCCUGUAAAUAGAAAAGCACAGGCUCUAAUGUGAGGGAGAGCAUGUCUAUCUUUUCCACACCAGGACCACUGAUGUUUCUCGAAGCUUUUCUCCUUUGGGAACAGUUCAUGGGCUGCUGUCCUACUCCUAUGCCACAAACCUGACUUAAUCGGUGCUAUGCGCUGCCUUGGAAAUGCCAUGUUUGCAGGACACGUUCCAACCAGCAUUGGCUUUCUGCUCUGCCAAGGCAAGAGUGUGUUUGUAACCGUCAUUUUCAUAUGGGGAAUUAUUUGGCCCUUCCUAGGGUUUUUUUUUCCUUCUUUCUUUCUUGCCAGAAAUGAGUGCAGUGUAAGAAUCAUCACACUCCUGUAUCAUUAGUAAGGCUGUCAUUUCCCUUCUCCUCUGUCUGAGCAUCAGAAAACCAUGCACGAAAUGUCCUCGAAAUAGCACAUGCCUAGAGUUGAGGCGGCAGCUUUUCAAGGAUGGUUUAGAGAGCUGUGACAGCAAGACAUUUGAACAGGAGGGUGGUCUGGAGAAAAAGAGCAGCGAGAGCAGUGAUCACAGAAGAGAAAGAACGUAUCAUUUUAUAUCUGAGUUACGCCUUUACAAACACACAUCCUUUUUUAUUUUAUGGUCUGAAUUCACAAAACAGGUUCUCAAAAACGUUUCUCAGGAGUUCAUAGAUAAAGCCCUUCUUAAUGGCAACAAACUAAUGUUUUUAGAGAAACUACAAAGCACAAGUUCACACAACUAACACCAUGCUUUUGGUGAAGUACCUUCACAGCAGAGGAGGCAUCCCAGAAUUCAAUUCCCUUCAUUUGUACAAGUUUGCAGAGUUGUCAGAAUUUUGUGAUCCUAGUUCAGAUACACAUUCAUGUGUGUACACACGUACAUACGUACACACACACACAACCACGAAGCAAGGCCGGGUGAAGGGAGCAAAUGGUUAAAGAAGACAAAUGAGCAGUAUUGAGGAAAGCCCUCUUAUUUCCACUUUCCCCCGUCAUUUACCCUUACACUGCUACCUGGACAUUUUUAUCAUGAGCUAGCAGGUAUGCACAGUUCUGGAGAUGCUUCAAAUGAAUCUGUAACACAGAGUUAAACCUAGGAUUCUGUUGAGAUAAAUCUUAGCUGCAUCCAGGGAACUUACUCCAUGUAUAUAGUUGCCUCUCAGGAUAAAUGUGUGUGAUGGUCAUGCUCAGGGGUAAAUGUGGCUUGGGAGCUUUUAGUGGUUAUUUGGUCUAAGUUUAUUGGAAGAGCUUAUGGGAUAGAAAAUUCCUCCCGCCCUCUCCAACUGUUUGCUGCCUAUAUAAAUAUCAUUGCACAGAACUCACGCCCAAUAGUCUAAAGAGUAGAAAAGGUAAUACUAAAGAGAAAAAUGGCUUGUGUCUAUCAUUUCAACCUCCUUGCAAGUUUUAUACAUAUUUAAUGAUUAACAUCCAGACUAAAAUGAAAGCAUAAUAAAAUUGCCCUCAAAAAUAUAUUGCAAUAUUCAAAGGAAUUGUUUAAAUCAGCAUUGUUUUCCCUUCUGUCAAAUAGUGUAAAUAAAUGGAACCUUCUUUUGAUGGCAUACACUGUGGUAAAUCGGAGCACAGACUCAUGAAUUAAGAUUAAGUGCUGUGGUCUUCAGGCCCUUGCCAGUCUUCAAAAGAAAGAAUAAGAUGGAAAUAAUGACAGAGGAUGGAAAUGUCCCCAAGUGAAUCUAUCCAUACUAUUCAUUGUUUAAAGAAACAGCCUCCCAUCACUUAGCAGCCUCAAUGCUAAGCUCUCAACAGGGAGAGAGAAUGAUGGUUUGGGCUUUAAUUUUGUGAACAAGACCUGAAGCUUAAUCUUUGCAUUCUAGUUUGAGGAAUGAACAUGGCAUUGAUAUUUCAUUCAUCCCGGCUGCUAGAAUUUACAAUUCACAUCAUAACUCUGUACUUAAAUUAAAGAAGCUUUUCAAAACAUCGUGACAUCUGCGGCAUUUAAAUUCUAUUUUAUUCUUUGUCCCAAAGCAGUCAGUGGUGUAGUUCAGGAUUAAUAACUCAUUGGGAGUCUUUCAGGAUAUCAGUUGUACAGAAUAUUAAAUUUAACAUAGGCACAUGCAUCAAGAAAGACUUAGGCGAACCAUUUUUUUUUACUGUUAAUUUUCUUGCAUUUACAGCAUACCUUAUUCAUCCCUUCUGUCACUGAUAAUUAUUGGAACUACGUACUCUAGGAGGCUAAUCCCUACGCACAAAGCACACACAUAAACACUAUUCUGAAUUUGCAGGUUGACGUAGGCAAAGAAGGCUUCAGAAAUGCAAAAAAUCCUAUGACUUAUUUAGUAAGAAAACAGUUGUAACCAAAAUUGCUACUGGUCUGAACGUAAUUAAGCCAGGUUGCAAAUCUUUGUGUUGCUAAUGGGUUUUCCAAGAGUCACAUCUAUCACUCCCAUACAGUUCCUGUCAUAAUUCCUUAAAUUUAUGAAUAUGGAGGGUGUGGGGGGUGAGUCAGCCCAGGCAGGCUGCCUCGCACCUGCAUUUUUCUAUUUUGAAUCACCAAGGAGCCUUUAUGAAAAAUAUUUAGCUAGUUCAUUAUUUUUCAAGGAAAGAAGCCUUUUAAUGUCAAAUUAACAUUUAUUACCAACAUGUGAAACCUAAAAUUAAUUUUUAUUCAAGAAAUCUAAGUUUACUUCCCAAAGCCAAUGUAUUCCUUCUCUUCCAGGAAAGCAAUAAUAAAGGAUUAACAGGUUUUGUUUAAACUUUCAAAACCAGAGGCUCUAUUUCAACCCAUUCUGCCACUAGGUCCCCAGUGAAAGGUCUCAUGUAAUCAUUUCUCUUUUAUCUUCCAAAUUUAAUAUAGGCAAUAAAGUUCUUCAUCCAUAAUUCACAAUUUUAUCACAAACACAAUAUUACUUAAACAUCUUACAAGCAGAUCAGCGUAGACCAUGAGCCAAAUUUUAUUAGCUGUUGUUCAAAACACAUUUCACCAAUGUUUUUCACUUGAGGGUUAUUUUUAAAAGGAAAAAUGUUUAGUCACUGAAAUAGCUUUAAUUUCCCUUAAACCACAAUAUGGCUUUCUUGUCUAUGUUAUACUUAUGUUUCAGUUUUGCCAUGUAGUUUAUAUAAAGUUUGGCUAAUACCACUAAAAUAACUAUGGCUUCACAAUAUCGGUGUGAGACUGUGUCAAGAAGAAAGUAUUUUAAUUAUAAUAUAUGAGUACAUCACACACUGAGGACCCUGCAGUGGGAUAAACAUAAAAAUUAGACUGCUACAAUAUAUGUCUACAUUGUAUGUCACUGUCACUCAGAGUUCUCUCAGCCACUCCACUUCAUAAUUCAUUCUUGUGAGUCAUCAGAUGUUCUGAAAACCUUACAAAAACCUUACUUAGUAUACUCUGGGUACACUAUUUUGUGACCAUGUGUCUUUUGAAGUGAGAUUGAAAUUUUCUGAAAAGAGGAUAUUUACCUCCGCCCUUUUUUUCCUCACAUCCUUCCUUGGUCACAUUGAUAUUUUAGCUGUUUCUCAUCAACAAAAUUGAUUGUCCGUAAGCACAGUUCUGAGUCAUGUAAAGACUGACUUGUAUUUAGGCGAUCAGAGCCCUCACACCAAACAGAGAAUGCAAAAUAAAAAGAGCAACAAAGGGGCAGACAGUUGAAAAAGACACUUUUCUUUAUGUAUUAAUAUGUUAAUUAAAUGGAACAAAGAUUUUUAUAUGAAAAUGAGUUUAUAUUACUUUUCCAUUAUACUAUUAAGUUAGUACAUAAGUUUACCAUGAAAAUAAAGUGUUACCUCUUUUA